UGUCUCACGGCGCGCGCGCGCGCGCGGACGCCGAUUGAGCCGUCUGUCACUCCCCACGGAGAGACACGUCUCCGCAGCCUUCCGAAUCCGAACCCCGCUCUCCCAAAACGAUGUUACACGUCUCCGUCCGCGAGCGGAACCCAUUUGCAGCCUGUUGGUCGGUGCCAUGCCUGUUCACCUGAAGUGUGUGUACCAAAGAACCACAUGACACUCAAAGCAGUCCAUUUACGUCAUCCUUAAACCUGAUGGAGUUCCUCUUAAUGCUUCACAGCUGAUUAUGCGUUAAUUGCAACCAAGGGGAAAGAUGUGGGCAUCAUUGUUCUGCUUGAUUGCUGUUUUUGAGGCCGUCCACAUUACCAAGUGCCACGCGGUUUGCAACAGACAAGGGCCGCUAGAGUGGCACCUUAAAAAACACACAAUCCAAAUGAAUUGGACUUUAAUCGGAAACAUCUGUAAGGGUGGCUUGGAGUGCUGGGGUUCUCGGGGGGAGGUCCAAGUGAGCAAGCAGCCUUUUAACUUCCCCCAGAUUUGCCCACUUCAGCUACAACAUGGAGACAGGCUGCUAAUGUCUGCUGAUGAAACUCUCAAGUCGUAUGGCAUCAGACUCCUCAACGUGUCAAGAGAGGACUUUGAAACCUGCAUUACAAAUGCAGAGUUAAAGAAUCAGUUUGUGUUCCCCCACAAUAUAAAUGAAAGUGAGCAUGUUGAGGCCAAGUGGAUUACUCCAGGUCAUCAUUACUUUAUCGCACUUCAUGAAGGGGAUUCGCAGUUGUGCAAGCUUGGUUUAAGGCUCAAUGUGUCUGUUAAAACACAGCUCUGCCAGGCCUCGCCUCUUCUUAGACUUUGUUCGGGUAAUGGAGUUUGCCGGACAGAUUUCUACAAGGACGCCUACCACUGCCAAUGCAACCACCGCUACUUUGGGAGGUUCUGUGAAAGGUUUGACGCAUGUUUGGAUAACCCUUGUCAAAACAAAGGAGUCUGCUUGAGCAAUGGAUCCAUUGACCCAAACAACAGACCCUACAAAUGCCUAUGCCCACCACAUUUUACAGGCAUCAACUGCUCGGAAAUCGUAGGGAAAGAAAACUGUCAGAGAAUUUGUGGAAAUGGGACAUGUGUUCAACUGUCAUCGGCAUCCUUCAAAUGCAUUUGUGAGCCUGGACGUUCAGGCCCUCCCUGUGAGAAGAGGAAAGCCCUGUGUGACCCAAAUCCAUGCAGAAAUGGCAGUGCUUGUGCUGAUACCCCUAAAGAAUUGGUUUGUCUCUGUCCAGACUCUGGAGUUGGCUGCUUGUCGUAUUUAUGUCUGGAGGAACCAAACUGCACUGCAGGGGAGCAUGGCUCUGAAUGUGCUUGUGCAGACGGUACUUUGGUCCCAGAAUGCAGGAAGCAGCAGAGCAUGUGCAGCCCAUCACCAUGCCUUAACAAUGGUACCUUUGUGUCUAGGGGAAAGGAUUACUUCUGCAGAUGUCUGAGUGGCUUUUCUGGGAAGAACUGUGAAGGAAUAAUUGACUACUGCAGACUGCUCAAUAUCAACUGCCUAAAUGAGGGAUUGUGUUUGAGCGUAAUUGGUGGAUAUCAGUGUGUUUGUACCCCGGGGUGGAUUGGAGAGUUUUGCCAGCAUGUUGAAGAUGCCUGCUUGAUUCAACCAGACAGCUGUUUAAAUGGAGCCACAUGCAUUUCCACAAGUCAGCCGUGGUCUCCCCCUGAGUACAUCUGCAAAUGUCCCCCUGCAUUCACAGGACCAAUGUGUGAGACCGAGAUCAACGAGUGUGAUUCCAGCCCAUGUCGGCACAAUGGCACAUGCACUGAUUUGCUUGGAGACUAUAAAUGCCAAUGCCCUACAGGUUUUCAGGGAAAGAACUGCGAAAUUGACAUAGAUGCCUGUUCCCUGCCGGACACUGCAUGUCAAUCAACAACUCAGUGUUUGGAUCUCCAUCAAGGCCUUGAAUACACCUGCCGUUUACCCUGCCCUACAAACCUUCAGCCGUGUGCCAAUGGAGGUCGCUGUGUGUUGGAUAAUGCCAGCAGCUAUGUGUGCAUCUGUGCACGCGGUUGGUCUGGUCGGAACUGCCAAAUAAAUGUGAACGAUUGUAUCCAGCACUGGUGUAGAAAUGGAGCCACUUGUAUGGACGAGAUUGACGGUUACAGCUGCCUUUGUCCCGGUGGAUACACAGGGGUCUACUGUGAGCAGGACAUUGAUUACUGUGUCGACAGUCGCUGCUCUGAACACGGUGUUUGCCUGGACCAGCGGUAUAACUUCACCUGCCGCUGCAUGCUGGGAUAUGAGGGGCCGCUGUGUGAUGUGGAAGCAGAUGAGUGCAACAGCUUCCCGUGCUCAAACGGCGCCACCUGUGUGGACCUAAUCAGUGAUUAUCGGUGCCACUGUCCCCUGGGGUUUGAGGGAAGAACAUGCUCUCAGAAUGUAAAUGACUGUUGGUCGCAGCCUUGUCUGAAUGGAGGCUCAUGUGUGGAUCUGAUAAAUGACUACAUUUGUCACUGUCCUCUUGGGUUCAAAGGAAAGGAUUGCUCUCUGGAUAUUGACCUUUGCUCGUUUGGACUGUGCAGCGAACACACAUUAAUAUGCACCGAGAGCAAGGAUGGGCAGAAUGUCUCUUGCACGUGUGAAAAAGGGUUUGAAGGGUCAUUUUGUGAAGUAAAUAUCAACGAAUGUGAAUCAAAACCGUGUCAGAAUGGUGGCUUUUGUGUGGAUGGCCUUGACCAGUAUCAGUGUUUGUGCUCAGAGGGCUUUGGGGGUUUCAACUGUGAAAUCAACCAUGAUGAAUGUGUCCACGGAUACUGUGCCAAUAAUUCCACGUGUAUUGACUUGGUUGCAGACUAUGAGUGCAUCUGUCCUUCAGGCUUUGGUGCUGACCCACACCUCUGCACAAAUGGAGGAACCUGUUUCCAUAAUCACACAGAGGAAGUGCAAUGCAUUUGCCCUUCAGGCUACCAUGGCAGAGACUGCUCCUCGUCUGUGAGCCAGUGUGUGUCAAAUCCAUGUGACCCAGAAGGAGCCAUUCUCUGUGAAAAGCUGGAAAGUACUUAUAGAUGUGUGUGCCAUCAUGGCUUCACUGGGACACACUGCGAGACACCUAUAACCCACUGUGUUGACGGCCUUUGUCAACACGGUUCAGCAUGUGUGGAUCUGUCCAGAGGUUUCAGAUGCGAUUGUUUACCAGGUUUAACAGGCCGGUUUUGUGAGAUAAACAUUGAUGAGUGUGAACAGGAUCCAUGUGGACUCCUCAGUGUUUGUAAAGACUCUCUAAAUGGCUACAAUUGCUUCUGCGCACCUGGAUUUAUCGGAAAUAACUGUGAGAUUGAAGUGAAUGAAUGUCUCAGUCAGCCUUGUGAAAAUGGAGGCUCCUGCCUGGAUGAGUUCAACUCAUUUAGUUGCCACUGUCCUGCUGGAAUCACAGGCAACUUCUGUGAAGUCAACAUAGACGAGUGCUUUUCCUCUCCUUGCCUGCAUAAUGCUACAUGUGUUGAUCUUGUUCAUGGCUAUGAAUGUGUCUGUAAGUCCGGCUUUACAGGUACAGAAUGUGAGCUUGACAUUGAUGAGUGUGCUUCAUCUCCUUGCAAGAAUGGAGCAACUUGCAUUGACCUGCCCGGUAAUUACUUCUGCCAGUGUGUGGCUCCAUUUAAAGAGAUUAUCAGAGGUUAUAGAUGUGAAUUCUUGCCCUGUGAGGCCAGUAAUCCCUGCGAGAACGGUGCAGUGUGUGUGGAAGAGUUGGAUCAGGACCGCUUUCCUUUGGGCUUCCGCUGUCACUGUCGUCGGGGCUUCUCUGGCCCCCGCUGUGAAAUCAAUGUGGAUGAGUGCAGCUCCAGUCCCUGUUUUCACGGUUUCUGCUAUGAUGUUGUAGAUGGGUUUUACUGCCUUUGCAGUCCCGGUUAUGCGGGGUUGAGAUGUGAGCAAGACAUCGACGACUGCGUCAACAGUUUGUGCAGCCCUAAGUCCGUCUGUAAGGAUCUCCAUCAGACCUAUGAGUGUGUGUGUCAUUCAGGCUGGGAGGGGAAGUACUGCCAACAAGAAAUUGAUGAAUGUUUGUCACUGCCUUGCAAAAACAACGCCACCUGCACAGACCUUCUCGACGGCUACAAGUGUUUGUGUUCGGUGGGCUGGACUGGGAUGGACUGUGCACAAGAUGUGAAUGAGUGUGAUUCUGGACCAUGUCUAAAUGGAGCUCAGUGCAAGCAGUCUGACAUACCUGGGGAGUUCUCCUGCACCUGUUCCCCCUUCUUCACUGGCCUCUUGUGUGACCUGCCUUAUGACCCUUGUGACUCCCUCCACAACCCCUGCCUGCACAACUCCACCUGCCUGACACACUCCAAUGGAACAGCUUCUUGCAGAUGCCCAGCUGGAUUCGAAGGAAGUUUGUGUGAAAUUGACACCAAUGAGUGUUUUUCCAACCCAUGCCAAAAUCAUGGGCAAUGUGUGGACCAGGUCAAUAGUUACAGGUGUGAUUGUCAGAUGGGAUUUUCUGGCCUUCUCUGUGAGACAGACAUCAAUGAAUGCGCCUCCAACCCUUGCAGCAAUGCGGCCAUCUGUCAGGACCUUGUGAAUAAGUUUCACUGCGUUUGCCCUUCUGGUUAUUUUGGAGUGUUGUGUGACCUGGAUGUGAACGAGUGUGAAGUCUCACCUUGCCAACAUGAGGGCAUCUGUAUCAACACGCCCGGAGGCUUCAAGUGCGUCUGCCGGCCUGGAUACACAGGCUCACGGUGUGGCGUGAACAUCAAUGAGUGUCUUUCCAGCCCGUGCCAAAAUGGUGGAAGAUGUAUUGAUGAGUCCAAUCAAUAUCACUGCUGGUGUCCUGAUGGCUUCAUUGGGCUCCACUGUGAGUCCAACAUUGAUGAAUGCAUGUCAGCACCUUGUCUUCAUGGGAGCUGUAAAGAUGGUAUAAAUUCAUACACCUGCCUUUGUGGCCCAGGGUGGAUCGGCAGCAGAUGUGAAACAAACAUCGAUGACUGUGCCUGCAACCCCUGUUUAAAUGGCGGCUCCUGCGUGGAUCUCAUUGAUAAAUACGCCUGCUUCUGUUUGGAUGGGUUCACAGGAAAGACUUGUGAAAAUGAUAUAGAUGUUUGCAGAGACACCACUUUUAACGUCUCGCUGUGCUUUAAUGGAGCCACCUGCCUUGAUGGUGAAGGAUCAAACUUCACUUGUGUCUGUCCACCAGGUUUCAUGGGGGAUUUCUGUGAAGUGGAUGUUAACGAAUGCUGCUCAGCACCGUGCCAGAACAGCGCUGUUUGCCAAGAUCUUAUUAAUAGCUACGUCUGCCACUGCAGGUCAGGUUGGACAGGCCUUCACUGUGAGGAUGACAUUAAUGAGUGCCUUCCACAGCCCUGCAACCAGGGGAUAUGCAUCCAGAAUGAUCCAGGCUAUGGCUACACCUGUUUCUGUCGUCCUGGAUUUGUGGGAAGGAACUGUGAGCACAACUAUGAUGACUGCCUGCCUAAUCCGUGUCCAGAAGCGUUUUCCUGUGUAGAUGGCAUAAACAAGGUCAGCUGCCUGCCUCCUAUUACGGAUCCUGUUCCCUUGGUGACGCCAAGUGAGAACAUCACUGACGGCUACACACCCGGAGCGCUGAUGCCAACUCAAAGCCCAGUACCAACAGCUGAACUAUCCCCAGAUUGGAGCUCCCAUCAUUACUUUGGGAAUUCAUAUCUUGAGUUUCAAGGUGUUGACCUUGGAAGUCUCAACAACAUUACUGUGAGAUUUCAAACCACAGCAUCUCGGGGAACUCUCCUAUAUGUGGACCAAGGACCCAUCAAUGGGGAUUUCUUUUUCAUGAAACUCUUUAUCCAGGAGGGAAUCUUGCAGUAUGCCUUCUGCUGCAAUGAAGAGGAAGAGGUUACACGGAUGAGUGCAUCAAUUCACGUUGAUGAUGGCAGAGUUCACAUUGUGCACAUUAGACAACACCUGACCCCUUGUGAAGCAGAGCUGACGCUUUCAGGCUACGAGAGAAUUAAAAGCACAGCAAGUAAUUACUGGCUGGGACACAUGAUUCAGAGAACGAACCAUGUCUUCGUAGGUGGCUUGCCACAACAAUAUCUUCCCAAUCAGAGAGCAAAACCAUUUCACAACUAUACUGGCUGCAUUGAAGUAAUUGAAAUCAACCACCUAAGAAGCUUCUACACAACAGAUGCAGUCGCUGGCAGCAACAUAGACAGAUGCAGGUAUACUGUAUAUCCCACAGAGGCCUCCAAUCUGAGUCUGACCCCCCCAUCAGCUUCACCAGACACCCAUACGCCCAUACCGCCUCCCCAACUUCCUCAAGUUUGCCAUGGUGAUCUUUGCCGCAACGGAGGAACAUGCCGUCAGCUACAGCUCCAUGGCAGAACCUCCUCCUUCUGCCACUGUCCUCUCCAUUUUACUGGACCUUUCUGUGAAAAAGAUACCACUGUUUAUAUCCCGUCUUUCGAUGGCUCAUCAUACUUGACGCUGAAGCCUCUUGCGUUUCUGCCACAGCCUUUGAAUGACAGCAGUAGUCGACCGACCACAGCUGAAGAAAUCACUUUCUAUUUGACAGUCAAAACAACAUCAACACAAGGCACCAUCCUCUUCAAUCAUGUGACACCUAGAUUGCCCACAGAUGGACUUGACUUCACUAACUAUGUGACCUUUCAAGCCCAGGAGCAGAACUUUGGAGACCAGUUCCUCCAUGUGUUCCUUGAAGAUGGUAGCCCCAUUGCUCAGCUUGGAUGUGGUGGCGCUACUGUUUUAUAUGCAACUCCUGGCACGAGCAUCAAUAAUAACAGAUGGAUGCCGAUCCUAAUCCGAUUCAGCCUCCCUGUUGGCAAACAAGGAGGGUCAUGUCGGAUUGAAAUUGCCACAGAUAAUGGCCCCGCACAGCAUCUCGAGGAGUUUGUGUCACACCCCGUGUCAGAGAGAACCUUUGGACCCAUAUUUCUUGGGGAUGUUUCAUCCCACUGGGAGAUGCAUGAUGAGAGAGGAAAAGAAGCAAGAAGAUUCAUUGGCUGCAUCAAGGAAUUUCAGGUCAACUUGAAGGAGAUUGACCUGGUGGGUGAAGCAGUGAGGGGGAGGAACAUCAAGAACUGUGACCCGCCUGUCUGCCAACACCUUCCCUGUCGCAAUGGAGGAACAUGUGUCAGUGACGCCGAGGACUGGUUCUGCGAGUGCCCCCCGCACUACACGGGCCGACUGUGCCAGCUCAGCGCCUGCGAGCGGGGACCCUGCAGCCGCGGAGCCACGUGCAUCCCGAGGUCGCAGCUGGAGGCCGUUUGUCUAUGCCCCUACGGACGACAGGGGCUGCUCUGCGACCAAACCAUCAAUGUAACUCGUGCCAGAUUCAGUGGAACCGAUGAGUUUGGCUACACCUCCUUUGUGGCCUACACCUCCGUCCCCAGCCUCAGCUUCUUCUAUGAGUUCAAGUUGAGGUUCACGCUCGCAAAUAAUUCAUCUGCUGUCAGAGACAACCUGAUCCUGUUUGCUGGACAAAAGGGACAAGGCAAUGACGGCGAUGACUUCCUCGUUUUAGGACUACGACGUGGGAGAGUUGUCCACAGAUUUAACCUCGGAUCGGGAAUAGCAACCAUAGUCAGUGACCGACUCAACGACUCCAUCGGCAUCCACACUGUUACCUUUGGAAGGUCCAAGAGAAUAGGUUGGCUGAAGGUUGAUGGGCAGCGGAACAGAGCAGGAUAUUCUCCUGGACCUCUGGUGGGCCUCAAUGUUUUCAACCAGCUCUUUGUAGGUGGAUAUAAUGAGUUCACCCCUGAACUGCUGCCACUUGGCUCCAGAUUCCGUCAAGGCUUUCAAGGGUGCAUUUUCGACGUUCAGUUUCGGACCAGGAGAGACGGGAAGUUCCAAGCGUUGGGGCAACCUGCGGGGCAUCCGGCCUUCGGGCGCAGCGUGGGUCAAUGUGGAAUCAGCCCCUGUGUUCAUGUUCGCUGCCGGAAUGGAGGGACGUGUGUGGACUCUGGUUCAUCCGUCUAUUGCCAGUGCCGGCCUGGAUGGAAAGGAGCCCUCUGUGCUGAAACCGUGUCUGUGUGCGAUCCUGAACACAGCCCCCCUCCUCUCUGUGGCCACGGCUCCACCUGCAUCCCUCUGCCGGAUGGAUAUACCUGCCAGUGCCCCUUGGGGACUGCAGGAGUCCACUGCAAGACAGCUGUGACCAUCACUGACCCGUUCUUCAGUACCAACCUGUCUUCAUGGAUGUCCUUCCCUCCUAUGAGUCUCAGGCACAGGACUGUUGUGGAGCUGCAGUUCCAGCCGGUGUCACCUGAUGGCAUCCUCGUCUACGCUGCACAGCAUCUUGGCGCCAGAGCAGGAGAUUUCUUCUGCCUCUCCUUGACGUCUGGGUUUGUCCAGCUGAGAUACGACCUAGGUGACGGCACGCGCGUUCUCCGGUCAGUGCGAGCAGCGGACCUGCGGGGCCGGACGUGGCAUGUGGUGAAGGCUGGCCGAACCGGUCGCCAGGGCUUCCUUAGUCUGGACGGCGAGGAGGUUGGGGAGAACAGGACAGACGGGAUGACCACACUCGACGUCGCCACCGACGUCUUUGUCGGAGGCGUGUCCACUUUGAGCUUCGUUUCCCCAGAAGCAACCAAACGGGAGCCGAUGAGCUUCACCGGCGGCUUGAGAGAGCUUAAGAUCAACGGUCGAGAACUUGAGCUAACGGAGACGGGAGCUGUCGGUGGAACAAACAUCGGGGACUGGGAUGGGACGGCCUGCGGGUACAAAGUGUGUCGUAACGGAGGUCGGUGCAGGCCCACUGGGGCUGACUCAUUCGUAUGCAUAUGCCCGUCAUCGUGGACUGGAUCCGUGUGUAACCAGUCUGUAAGCUGUGUCAACAACAGCUGCAGACAUGGCUCGAUAUGUGCCCCGUCUACCGUCCCCUCCUACAGCUGCAUAUGCCCCCUGGGGUGGGGAGGGACAUACUGUGACGCUAAAGUGUCCUCGGACACAUUCAGGUUUGUUGGAAACUCUCACAUUAAGUACAGAGAUCAAAGAUUCAACACAAGGAGCUUGAAAUACACACAGGUCUCUUUCAGCGUCUACGCCAGCUCCGGUGACGGCCUGAUUGCGUGGUUGGGGAUGGCCGAGCACGAAGACGACGACUACCUUGCCGUUGGGCUUGACGAAGGCAAUCUGAAGAUCGCGGUCAAUCUUGGAGAAAGACUUGCCCUUCCGGUGACUUUCAAAAAUGUCACUCUCUGCUGCAGGAAAUGGCACGACGUGUCUUUAAAUCUGAACCGGACUGUUCUUCAAGUGUUCCUCGACGGCAAGGAAAUCCUGUUUGAAGAUUUGGACCCAUUUGAGCGAUACGUGGCCUUGAACUCUGGGGGCGUGGCAUACUUCGGUGGGUUUGAAAUGUACAGAAACGUAUCUGUGGUCACCGCUGGGGUAUUUUCAAACGGGCUUGAAGGAAGUAUCCGAAAUGUGUUUUUGUUUGGAGAUGGAAACCCGGUUCUCUUUCUUGAAAGCAGUGAAGGUUUUAAUGUUUUUGAAGGCACCGAAUGAAAACUGUGGCUUCUGACCUCUACAGAAGCUCAAAGAAAAGCCACCUCAUGACAACAAGCCACUUAAAUGCUUGUAAGGAGUUUAAUAGUUUUAGCUUGUAUUUUGAGUUAGCAAUAUUUGUUGAAUAUUUUAUGGUUUUGUAGCGUAGUGAUUUGACUGAGCUGCAUUCAAAUGACAAAAAAAAAAGUGUGAAAUAAACCAGCUUUCUUCUGUU
Fundulus heteroclitus (mummichog) is the source of this 9689-nucleotide messenger RNA. It is a transcript of the gene eys, whose product is annotated as eyes shut homolog. Gene Ontology annotation, molecular function: calcium ion binding. Bases 305 to 9475 code for a protein of 3056 amino acids. The record is from RefSeq and is a predicted model, not a curated record. The transcript is spliced from 53 exons. Lineage: Eukaryota; Metazoa; Chordata; Actinopteri; Cyprinodontiformes; Fundulidae. Gene Ontology annotation, biological process: axon guidance.